AUCAACGAGCUUUGGGCAGGGCAAGUGAUGGAAUCAAAGCGAUGCGUUUAGGUUUCCAGUCCUGGCAGAGACUAGUGCGAAAAUGCAAACAGUCAGCACUUGCGCUUGCUCAAGUUGGCUGCUUGAAGAUGCGUGAAGGUGGACAGCGUUUUGUGUUUGGCAUGGCUCCAGAGAAGUGGAGCAACGACAAAAGUAGCGAACAUGGGCAGCGGGGCGAGUACCAGCUUCGAGUACGGCAAGGAUCAUGAGAAGUUGGUGGCCCAUGCGGUGGAAUUGGACAAGAGCCAGACGAAUCGCACGAACAUCGGGUUCGCUCGACUUGCUCAAGAAGUGGCCUUGCACUUGUUGAACGCAUCAGGUCUCAAGGACAAAGAUCCCAAAGCCAAGCUGGAGGCCCUGGAGCCGCUCUAUGCAGAGCUGGCGCAGCAAUGGAAUCAGCCCAAAGAGGAGAAGCCUGGGUUUGCGAUCAUUGAGGGAGUGAAGUACGCCAUCAACGCUGUAAAGUUCGGCCUCAUCGCAGAGGACGCGCACGUGGUUCUCUCCGUGCCUUUCUUCAAGGAGUUCGAACGCGGCGCGCCAGCCUCGACAGAAAAUCCCAACGGUGAAGAAAGCCCCAUCCAGAAGUUUGAAGAGCUGGUUUUUCUGUGCGGCUUCAACAAGAAGGUCUCUAUGCACUUGAUUUUUGUGAACGACUCCGUGGCGGAGAAGGUGGACAAGGACCCCAGCUCCGUGACCUUGUUCAAGGAGGCCAUUGCCGCCUACUCAAAAGAGAAGGACCUCGGCGAAGCGGUAGCAGACUUCGAGCACUUUGAGCUUUUGGAUGGCCAGCUCUGCGUCUCCUUCACCAGCGUAGAGGCAGAGGCGGCCAAGGGCAGCGCGUGCGAGAGCCCGGAGGAGAAGCGGAAGCGCAUGGAGAACCGACACCCCGAGACCAACAAGCUCCAGGAGCGGAAGGGCGGCGCCGUGCUGGCUGGAAUGGAAGUUCCUCUUGGCAAGGGCUUUGCCGACAAGCCCACGCGGGCGGUGCGCAUUUUGCUGGAUGGUGAUAGCACCAUCGCGGUGGGCUCCUUUGUUGGGGAAGCGGCGCAUUCCAUUCUCCAGGAGGGAAACAACUGCUACUUGGCCAACAUGAAGCACCCGUGCACCUGCAUCUCCUACCAGCCCCCAGAACCAGGUGCAGAGGCAGCUGCUGACGAUUCCGCCACCCAGGCCCGUGUGCAGAACCGGAAGCUUUUCUUCUCCGGCUUUACUGUGCCGUUCCUGUUCCCUGAGCUGUCCACCAAAUACAAGUACAUGGGCACCACCCAGCUCCCGGCCAAGGCCUUCCGCGGGGACAUCGACUUCUGCCAGGGCAAGCUGCCCACGGUGCAGCCCAAUGUGGACCUGGGCUGCUUGGCCCUCACCGUCACUACUCUCAACGCUGGCGGCGGAAGCAUCCAGUCGGGACCCAUCACCAUCAGGGACAACGUGGCGUCUUCGACGAUGACCACCAGCGAUCUGCAGGCGGAGUGGGACAAGACCUACGGCCCCAUCUUCGUCUCGGCCGUCGGCCUGGCGCGGGAACUCAAGAAGGCCGAGUUCGAGCAGCUCCCCGCCUGGUGCACCGCCUUCAUCGAGCGCAUGAAGUUAAAGCACUACACCACGCUCUUUGGGAAUGAGAAGAACGAGGAUGUGGACGCAUUGUUUGCUGACAUGAAGACCUUCAAGGGCGCUGCGGACCCGGCUGCUGUGUUGGAGAAGCUCAAAGGUGGUCUCAAGAAGAUCUUCCCCGAUGAUAUUGCAUGAUCAAUCAUGAUCAUUUGAUCACGUUGGUUGGUUGUGAGUUGGCUACUUUCAAAUCUGACUGCUCCGACCGCUGGAAUGGCUUGCUGCCGGUUGUGGUU
Molecule: messenger RNA, 1883 nt
Organism: Effrenium voratum
Lineage: Eukaryota; Dinophyceae; Suessiales; Symbiodiniaceae
Source: the annotation of a GenBank genome assembly